Molecule: messenger RNA, 6764 nt
Organism: Ceratina calcarata
Lineage: Eukaryota; Metazoa; Arthropoda; Insecta; Hymenoptera; Apidae
Gene: lig
Product: ubiquitin-associated protein-like lingerer
Exons: 15
Coding region: 227-3649 (1140 amino acids)
Cellular component (GO): cytoplasm; nucleus
Molecular function (GO): protein binding
Source: RefSeq, a predicted model, not a curated record
UUCGAGUUCGAUAAAAAAAUUCGGUAAAAUUGGGUCCGGUUAGUUAGUGAAUUUGAAAUUUCUGGUUGUAAAAUUGGCCAUUCGUAUGGAGCCUGAUAAAGUACAGAGGUGGUGGCCCCCGGUCACGUGACCGAGCUGCGUUUUGAGCGCACUAACCAGACUGUAAAUAGAGAGUGUACAUAGUGUGAUAGGUGAGUGAUAUAGGUGUGUGGGAUUUUAGUUGGCAAUGAGUUCAAGCAACAAAUCGGUGUCCUCUGGUGGGAGGAGCACCAAUAAAAAUAAAUCAUCACACCAGCAUGGGAAAUCGGAUCAUCAGAAAUCAUCGGAUUCAAUAAAACAUGACAAAACACAGCCAAACACUGCUCAGAUGCGGCAUGCACAAAUCAUCGACACUAGAAUGGGCGGCGGCGAGGAUCCUGUCUUGAAAGAACGGAUCAAGCAAGUCAUGGAUAUGACCAGACGGUCGGAGGACGAGGUCGUCAUGGCUUUACACGACAGUGACGGGGACCUGGAUCGCGCCGUCAAUGAUCUUCUCGAGGGGGUGAAAACAGAAUGGGAGGUGAAGAAGAAGAAGCCUCGUCAACCUGCCGGCUCGAAACAGAACAUGGAUACGUCCGGUGGUCAAGACGAGACCGGCGAUUGGGACGAGAGACGUAAUCAACGGUCGGGUGGCCCUCCCCGUAUGCGUGGCCGUGAUAAUCGUGGAUGGCGUGGACGGGAAAAUAAAGAGAACGAGAGAAACAUGGAGGACGGUGUCCGCGACGGUAGUUACAGCGGUAACAGAAGGGGAAGAGGCGGUCCGGGUAGACCUGGCCGAGGUGGACGAGGCGGAGUAAGGGGACUCGGUCCGCGGACGUUCGCUAAUCGCAACGAUCCUGGAUCCGGCUCGUCUGCUCACAGCUUUAACCGGUCGAUCGAUACCUGGACAGGCAACGAGGAGCAACAACAAGCCGCUCAGGAACCAAAGAUGGAUGCGUGGAACAAUUUGGAUUCCGCAGAAGACUGGGAUAACGAAGAAUACACAGGUUCGUUAGCAGAUACGAAGGUUUUCACGCCAAGUACGACGGUGGUGGACGCUCCGCCAGCCACGGAGGAGCCAAGAACUCAGGAUAUCCAAGGAGUGCAAUCGAAUCAGAGUGUAAAUUUGUCGCUACUGCAGCAGGAAGAAUUACCAAAAUUGACGGAAAUACCAGCUAUACAACAACAAACUAUAAUUCAACAAUCUCAGCAACAGCAACCUGUACUGACUUUACCAACGAUGCAGUUGUCGCAACAACCGAAUGCUAUAAGCGGCGGCGUAUUAACGGCUGCCCAAACACAGUAUCUAACUCAGUUCACUCAACAGUCGAGCGAGAAUUUAAAAACUGCUGGACAAACUACGUUUUCCUCGUCGAUAUCCAACCAACCUCAAAGGCAGACGAAACAACGUCCGAGAGUACCGCCGCCGUCAAAGAUACCGUCGACUGCGGUAGAAAUGCCUGGCGACGCUGUCAACAGUGGCAUUGGUUUCCUCGACGUCCAAUUCGGUGCACUUGAAUUUGGUAGCGAUUCGAGUUCCCUCGACGGCUCUGCGAAUGAGAAGUAUAACUCGGCUAGUAAUACGAUUCCUGGCGUAGACGUGUCUUCUACUACGAAUACUGUGAACACUGCCAAUACGAAUAGCUCUUUGGACAUUGAAACGACGCAGCCGUCGUCGACGACACCUUUCAACACUACUUCUCAAAUGUUAUCGAAUAGCGACAGUUUACCAGCAUCGAGCGAGCAUACGAUAAACGCUCAAACGUUCACCGCUCGCGGCAGCAGUACCGGACAAACGUUAGACAUAACUAAACAGGAUUUCACUUCGCAAGUCUCCCCGGGAAACGCGCCGCCGUACGGUACGACGACUUAUCAGACGCAGAAGUCAUCGUUUCAAGCACCCUCGGCGACGCCGAGCACCUACAACGCCUACUCCACGAAUGCUCAGUCUGCUCAAUCGUCGUAUCAGAGCGCGUCGGGCACGAGCGCCAACAGUUACUCGGCAACGGCGACCGUCACUCAAGCAAGUUAUAACUCUUCGUCGUCGUUUCCACAAUCUAACACGUCGACUUUUAGUCAACCAUCUCCUUCCGCGUCUGCAUCCGCAACUUCUGGUUACAAUCAACCGACAACUACGAAUCAGGUAUAUCAAUCUGCAAGUGGAUACGCGCCUACGACGACGUCCCAGUACCAGGCACAGUCCGUAGCUACGAAUACCGUCUCGAACAGCAGUACAGGCUAUCAAACGAGCGGGUACCAAGGAUCGUCGUCGUUUCAAACGACUCCGCAAGCUUAUCAGCCAUCCGCUACUAGCUUCACCUCGCCCAUUACACAGUCUUCUGCCGCUUAUCAAAGUGCAGCGCAAUCCAUAUACGGAAGUGCAUACGGCACGUAUGCCAGUCAGCCGCAAACCGGAUCCCACAAUCACAAAUUGAACAGUAAUACCACGAAAGAUUCUCAGUACGAUAGUAACACGACGACGUCGAACAACUCUCUUGCGACUACAACGGCGCCUACGCUGGGCUCCGCUUCCGUAAACAGUUCACAGACUAAAGUAACAAAUUCCAAUGCAGUCCCGAAGAGUACAUCGAGCGGCGUAGUAACGGGUAGUAGUGGAACUGGAAACAUAACUGGUGGUGGUGCGGCUGGCAGCAUGACUCCCGUGCUGAGCCACCAAUACAUCAUGGGCCAGGGUGUACCUUACGCGUUCCAGCAACCAGUGUACAGUUACGAAGAAUUGCAGAUCCUGCAGCAGAGAAUGCAACACAUGCCAACUACUGGUUACUAUGACGCGGCGUUGGGCUAUCAGACAACCGGUCCAGCUACCAGUCUCGGUGGCGGACGAGGAGAUGGGCUCUCCGGUGUCCAAGGUGUCCAAGGAGUGCAAGGCGUACAAGGACCCUAUACCAGUAUUAGCGACGCUAGGUUCGCCAGAAACGAUAGCAACGCGUCCCCGGUUCCGUCGACUAUGUCGCAACAGACUGCUACGCAGCAUCAACAACCAAUGAUGAACCCUGCUCUUCCACCGACUUACGCAUACUUCGCGUACGGUGGUGGAAUAAUGCCAGGCGGCUUUCAGUAUGGAACUCCUGCCAUUUAUCCUCAGAUAGCCACUGCUGGUAAUGCCGGUACAAACAGUGGUGCGUACAGUGCUAAACCAGGAAGCUAUGGAUCGGGAUAUGGAGCGGGUGCUAGCUACGACGCGUUAGCGUCUGCCGGCCCCUCGAGCGAGUACAAAGGAGCUGGCAGCAGCUAUUCCAGUACGCAGAGCGGUAAAACGGGAACGUCUACUGGGAACACGAAUACCGGUGGAUCGUCUGCGACCGAUAUAAGCGCUACGAUGUACGCAAAGAGUCACGUAGCACUUGGUAAAGUGAACUCGUACGACAAACAAACAUUUCAUUCGGCGACUCCCCCGCCGUUUGGUUUGACUGCUGGUAGUCAAAACGCUGGUUUGCCUGGUACGUACGGGACGCCGCAUUUGUUUAUCCCGACUAUACCCCAUCAGUUGCAUCAGCCGCUUCAUCAGGACGGCGGCAGCAGUACAGGCCAAAGGUCUAACACGAGUUCCCAGAACAAGGCCCAAGCGAAGCCUGGUUACAGUCAGAGCUACUGGACGGGAAGUAAUUAAACACACAGUUUCGGACUGCGGGACGGAAAAUAAUAAUAUGAGAGAAACAUGAUUUCGGACUACAACUAUGCAACGUUCACCACUGUGAUACACGCUGGUGCGAAGAUACGGACAUUGACAUAAAUGAUACAAAGGACACGAGACGAGAUGAUGGUUUUUUUGGUGGAACUAAAUAAUCCUGGUAUGACACGAGUUACUAUAAAAUGUAAGAUGAGUUUUAAAACGUGGAAGGAUUAAGCAAUUUUUAAAGAUAUUGCGUUCAACGGGAUGGUUACAUAUUUCUUUCACACAUAUAAAUCUUAUACAGUAAUUAGUUUAAAAGAUGGAAGGAGAAAACGUUACAACUCUCUCUUCUAAUUAGUCGUAUUAAUUUCAUUAUACUCGUAAUAUCUCGAUAUUAUGUUGGAUUAUUAAAAAAAAAAACAUGAAAGGAUCCUUCAACAUGUUGUUUUACUUAUAAUUUUUUAAUUGCAUUAGAAAGUCUUUGGUGUGUACAAUGCAAUAUAUAUGUUUAUGUAUAAAUGUGUUUCCUUCGAGCAACAAACGUGGUAUGCGAAAGGGAAAUAAAAUGGACAGUCAAAGCACGUAGCACGGAUAAAAAAAAUUGCAUAGUUCUUCCAAAACAAUGAGGCGCACUCGUGCCAAAUAAAUUUAUAGCGUUUGCAACGUGCGAGAGUCCUGGACCGCACGAUCGUACAUAAUUGAGAAUGCCCGAAACGCUAUAGAGGAUGAAAACAAGUAAGAGGAAAUGAAAAUCAAGAUUUGUGUAGAUCUCGUGUGAAAUAUUGAAAAGAUGAUUUAGAAGAGUAAUUGACUGUUAAAUUUACUCCCGAUCUCCUAUCUGUAUACUACUGUGCAAUUGCGAAUAUACUGCAUCGACUGCAAAGGGUGAUAGUUUUUUUGUAUGACGUAGGCAUCUCCGUUCAUUAACAUCUAAAAGUGCUUCUUUACACAAAAGCAAAGAAAAAAGAGGAAGACAGAGAGAGAGAGAGAGAGAGAGAGAGAGAGAGCACCUCGUUCGCUACGAAACAUAAAAACUGUAUUACUGUAAAUUACAAUUAUUGUAUGUAUUUAACCACGGAAACAUCAGGUAUAUAAAGUUAUAAUCGUCAUAACGUUGUCACUUUUCGUAUUUAAAGAAAAAUGAAACGUGUGUAUAAUCACACUGAUUUUCGCAUUACUGCGCUCUCAUUCAUAAUAUACAUAAUAACAUUUGAUUCGGUCGCCUUGCAUUUCUUUUAGUUACCAGAAUUUUAAAAAAGUUAUAUUUUAUUAACAAACGUAUAAGCUACUAAACCAAAAAGAAAGAAAAAUGAAGAUAUCGUCGACUUGUGCUUUUCUUUUUUAAGAACUUUGAUUUGAAAAUAAGAACGGUACUUAUUUAAUGUAUCUUACGUUUACGAAAGCGGCGUAACAGAUUAAAGAGUGCCACAAAAAAUGAACGCUAGGAAAGAGAACGCGGAGCAGAAUUCCCGAGUAAUUUUUCUUGUGGUGCCUUGAAUAAAAUUUCAAACGACAGAGUUCAAACACACCUGCUUUUUGCAGUACUCUCACAUAGACUUUUUACAAUCCUUUCAUACUUGUAAGUUGUAUUAUCUAAAACUUUAUUGAUAUAUAAUUAACUUUUACUAAUUCCUCUAUAUCAUCCAUGUAAUUUAUCUUUCUAGAGAUUAAUGGUUGACUCCUUCUAGUUUAUCAUAUUAAUCAUUUUCAUUUGCGGAGUAUCGUUUGUCAGUUUUUUUAAAAUUCAUGGAGUUCGAAGUGAAUUUUGAAUCGAUCAUCGUUCGGAGAAACGUUUAAAUAAUUUAUAUUACUAUCUAAUAUAAUUGUAUAAGCUGUAAAACGUUAUCUUUAAAUUUAUUACUCAAGAAACAAGCUCUUCGAGAUAUAGGAGAAAUUUAAGACACGUGUUAUGAAGAUUUCAACUUGAUGUUAACACACAACAUGUAUAGUUCAAUUAAUAUUACGUGGCUACGUCCCAAGUUCUUCGAUUUCUUUCUUUUUUUCGUUUUUUUUUUUUUUCUUUUUUUCAUUUUUCCUCGUCUGAUUCGUAUUCAUUUCUUGGAUCUGCUUUAACAAAACUGUAAUAUUUGUUAAUACGUAAAUAAAAGUGAAUUUUAGUUGAUCGAAAGUACUGACUACUUAAUAAACUUAAUUGUUAAACUUUACACAUAAAAAUCUCAGUCGGUCUGCGAGCCUGCACCUUUUGCAUUUUCGUUUUUCUUAAAGAUAAAACUCUAUAAACAAACGUCGAUGUUAGUGUACCGCUAAUGAGCAUUCAUAAUGAUAUCGUUUCGACAAGAUAUCACGGAUAUAUAAAGUGGAAAAGAUGUAGUCGUCGAAUCCGUCUGAUGAAAUGAAACAGCCGUACUGUUACAUUAUCUACGCUAAAUUAGAUACAUAUUGUACAGUUAUUAAAUAAUCAGACAGAACGAUCUAAAUCUUAAUUAAUGCAAGUCAUUCUAGAGAGGAUUACAUUUCUGCAUUGUGGAUAGCAAUCAUUAUUACCGAGUAAUUUCUAUCAUUAAGAGGUAAACGAACAAAAAUACAUGUAAUAUGUGCGAGUAAAGUGUUUUCACGAGGUGCUGUUGAAAUCUUUACGAUCUAGCAUGCGUGUACCAUACGUUUGGGAAUAAAAAAAAGAAAAGAAACAAAUUGUUUUACCGUAUAAAACUGUACCAAGUACAACCACUGAUUACGAAGGGAGAGAAGUAAAUAAUUGUAAGUAAAAUCUCGUUAGCGAUUGCAUUAUACAUACGUAUGUAUACAUAUAUAAAUAUAUAUAUAUAUACACGAAAUUAGACGACGUCGAUACGGAUGAUAAAAUACGUUUGAAAAUCACGGGAGACCAAAUGUAGAAUAGUUCUUUGAAACAAGAACAAAGAGAAACUGUAAAUCUGUAAACCAUAAAAUUACUUGACGAGGAGAUGAACGGAUCGAUCGUGUCGACGACAAUGAUAUUCCCGAGUAUAAUACGGAUUGUUCAUCCUGAUUGUACAGGGUGUUCUUAAAAUGUUUACUACCUAAUAUUAAUAACUUAAUUAACGACUUUCGAAUAUUGUGCUAUAUAAAUCAAGCUUUAUAAAUAUACGUAUGAUUUUAAAUGGUUGAUAAA